This is a messenger RNA of Panicum virgatum (switchgrass), 1481 nucleotides long. RefSeq names its product acyl-coenzyme A thioesterase 13-like. Gene Ontology annotation, molecular function: fatty acyl-CoA hydrolase activity. Lineage: Eukaryota; Viridiplantae; Streptophyta; Magnoliopsida; Poales; Poaceae. The coding region runs from base 804 to 1289 and encodes 161 amino acids. The record is from RefSeq and is a predicted model, not a curated record. The transcript has 3 exons.
GAGAUUGUGAUGCGAGGUAGCCCCUUUGCCUUGGUAGCCACAAGCUGAGCAGUAUCAGCACCUGCGCAACAUACGGGCAUCGUGUUGACUGUUGAACUGAAGGUUGCCAUUGUUCCCUUGUUGUUCAGACUAGGAUAGGAUGGAGCAGGAGAAGAGAUGAAGUGAAUACCUUGGGAGGCAGGGAAGACGAGCUUGACUUGGGCGGAGGAAAAGGAAGAAAAGAGGUAGUCGAGGAAGUCGGAGCAGGAGCCACCGAUGCCAACGUCAUCUUGCUUUCAGUUGGGAUGUGCAAACUGGAAUUAGUUCUUCAUUUCCUAGAUGAUAUGAUAUGGGUACCCUAAUAAUAUAGAUAUAGAUCAAUAGAUGGGUACUAGUAGUUGCUAGGGUCUGCCGGGGAUGGUCCGCCUGGGGAAGGAGAGGAGGAGGGGCACACGUACAAGGUCUUGGAGGUCGUCGAGGUCGAGGGAGCAGUGCCAGGCGAGGGAGCGGAGGUCGGUGGCGACGACGCGGAGGGGGCCCUGGGAGUGGGCGUGGGCGUGGAAGAGCACGGGGCGGCGCGGUAGAGCAUCGGCGUCGUGGUCGCCGUUCUCUGGCCUGGCCUCGCCGAAGACGGCAGCCAUCCUGAUCUCAGCCGCCGCCGCCGCCGCCGCCAUCUGGGUCGCUGCUUAUUACGUGAGUAGCCUUUGAAAGCGUAAAAGGGCGGAGGGCGUCUUCUCCCUCUCUCUCCGUCGCUCGUCCUCAACGAGGCCAGCAGGCAACGCAAGAAGAAAUUGGGGGUAGAGAAAGGGGGAGGGGAAUUCGUGAUGGCCUCCGGCUCGCACGACAAGUCGUUGUUGACGGCGCGGCGGCUGCUGGAGGAGACCUCCCCGGCGGAGGCGGAGCAGCUGCCCAGCCUGCCCUCGGGGUUCUACGACGCCUUCGUCCUCAAGGGAAUCCGCGUCGUCCAGGCCCUCCCGCCCGGCACCCUCCUCUGCCACUUCACCGUCCCCUCCAGGCUACUCAACUCGGGCGGCUUCCUGCACGGCGGCGCAACCGCUUCCCUCGUCGAUCUGGUUGCCUCCGCCGCCUUCACCACUGCCGGCCUCCGCACCAGGGGCUCACCCCUCGAGAUGAACAUCUCCUACCUUGAUGCUGCUUUUGCCGACGAAGAGAUUGAUAUCGAGGCAAAGGUUCUGCGUGCUGGUAAGGCGGUAGGGGUAGCUGUCGUGGAACUGAAGAAGAAAUCUGGCAAAAUCAUUGCUCAAGCCCGCUACUCCAAGUAUCUCGGUGCAGCAUCUAGUAAACUCUGAUCUGACUGGAUCAAGGUGGCCUUGCGCCGUGGCAGCAUGUUGUAUUCUACUACUGUAGUUAUUCUCAUGAUGAUGCAUUGCCCCCUGAGCAUAUAUAGUAUGGUGUGGUGUGCUUGGCUUAUGUCUAUGUGACCAAAAACAGCUUCAUUUCUUUCUGCAACACGGAUGGUACUGUUUUGUUGUGUACUUCUA